CACCUCCGCUCGCUCGACCCUCAACGUCAACGCUCUUUCGCCUCCCGACUGCGUCAUGCCUCCGAAACGGAAAAACCAAGCCGUCGUUGAGGACGAUGGCUUCGAGUCGAUGGAGGAAGAGGCCCUGAGUGAUCAGGAAACGUUGGACCGGCUGAAAGAGUCGUUUGAUGUGGCGGCAAUGAGCAAGAGAGCCCGGGCACAGCACCAGACAGAUGCCGCCUCGUUCCUGUUCAAGAAGUCUGAUCAGUGGGAUGCGCCACUCAAGCCAGACCACGCGAAUCGGCCGCUCUGGAUUGACGACGGUGGCCGCAUCAUUCUGGAGUCGUUCAACCCGCUCUUCGACGAGGCGCAGGACUUCCUGAUCAACAUUGCCGAACCACAAUCACGGGUGUCGCGCAUGCAUGAGUACUCACUGACCCCCCACAGUCUGUUCGCCGCUGUAUCCGUCGGCCACUCCAGCAAGGAGAUUAUUGAGAGACUCAACAGAUAUUCGAAGUCGGCACUUUCGCCGUCUGUGAUAGCGUACAUUGAAAGAUCCACAUCAUCAUUUGGUAAAGCGAAGAUCGUACUGAAAAAGACCCUGUCGUAUAUCGAGAGCGACGACCCCGAGAUUCUGCAAAAGCUUUUGCAAGAUCCUGAAAUCGCCGCGUGUAGAGCGGACAAUACAGAUGGGUUAAUCAAGGAGGCUGCGCCAAAAAUCGGUGUAAUGGCUAUACCAGGGACUAAAAUGGCAGCUGGGGCCAAUCAACGUCUUCAGUCUUCCGCAGAUCCGCAUGCUGCGAAUCCCCAAGAACCCGCGAAUCCUGGAGACAUGAUAGCCGCUCUGAGGGAAGAGGAUGACGACGAGGAAGUUGCACAAGUCCAUUCGUUCCAGAUUCAGAGCGAAAAACGAGAACAGGUCAUCAAACGCUGCCAGGUCAUAGGGCUACCGCUCACUGAGGAAUACGAUUUCCUUAAUGACGAGAAUAACACCAACCUUGAUAUAGAUUUGCGACCCCAUGCCCAAAUUCGAUACUACCAAGAGAAGGCUUUGAGUAAGAUGUUUUCUAACUCACGGGCGCGGUCUGGCAUCAUCGUGCUACCUUGCGGAGCUGGCAAAACCUUGGUCGGAAUCACGGCCGCUUGCGGUGUGAAGAAGUCUGUGAUUGUUCUUUGCACGAAUGCCAUGUCAGUGAUUCAGUGGAGAGCAGAAUUCCUCAAGUGGUCAAACAUUGACCCCGAGGACAUCGCCGUCUUUACCGCGGACAGCAAGAACAUGUUUCCCCGGGAUGCAGGCAUCAUCAUCAGCACCUAUACCAUGAUUACUUCCAAGCGCCCUCGUUCAUACGACUCAGCGAAGGUCAUGGAUUGGAUCCGGAGUCGUGAAUGGGGCUUGCUCAUUGCAGACGAAGUUCAUGUUGUGCCUGCAAACAUUUUCAAACGCGUCACCUAUUCCAUUGCUUCGCACGCCAAGUUGGGACUCACGGCGACUCUGCUCCGGGAGGAUGACAAGAUCGAGGACCUGAACUUCCUGAUUGGGCCGAAACUCUACGAAGCGAAUUGGCAAGAGUUGUCAGAGCAAGGUCACAUUGCCAGAGUGCAAUGUGCUGAGGUGUGGUGUCAAAUGACGCCGGAAUUCUACACCGAAUGGCUUAAACCCAAUUCGACUGUGCAGAAGAGGUCGCUCUUGUCGGUCAUGAAUCCAAGAAAGUUCCAGGCAUGCCAAUUCCUGAUCGAUUACCACGAGAAGCGCGGAGACAAGAUCAUCGUCUUCUCCGACAACGUCUGGGCAUUAGAGAGAUAUGCUACAAAACUGCAUAAAGCUUUCAUCUACGGGCAGACCCCGCAAGCAGAGCGACUCCGCAUCUUGGAAAAUUUCCAGCAUAACGACAUGGUGAACACCAUCUUUCUAUCCAAGAUUGGUGACACCAGCUUGGACCUUCCCGAAGCCACGUGCCUCAUACAAAUUUCCUCGCAUUACGGUUCGCGGCGUCAAGAGGCCCAGCGGCUCGGCAGGAUUCUGCGCGCUAAGCGAAGAAAUGAUGAAGGAUUCAACGCGUUCUUCUACUCUCUUGUUUCAAAGGAUACGGACGAGAUGUACUACUCCUCCAAACGGCAAGCUUUCCUUGUGGAUCAAGGUUAUGCUUUCAAGGUCAUCACAAAACUGGAGGGGUUGGAGCAACGGACCGAUCUUGCUUUUCAUACACCGCAGGAGAGGCGCGAACUCCUUUUGGAGGUCCUGCUCGCUAAGGACUCCGAAUUGGCCGAAGAGAAGAUCUCUGGAGACAUGUUCCAGAGCAAGUUUGCGUCGAAAGACGGUCGGAAGAAGAAAACCGGAGCGCGCAGGACGGCUGGCACGCUAUCGGAGUUGUCCGGUGGCCAGGACAUGGCUUAUAUUGAAUACCAAAAGAGCCGCAACAAGGAGCUCAAAACCAAGGGUGUCAGGAACGCCUAUCUCCGCAAGUUGCAAUCGGGUUAUAAUAACAUGAAGAAACACAAGGCGGCGGACUUAUAGGGUAGGUCCGCUCGCUGACUGUGUUUCCAGUUUGUAUAUGUAUUGUCUUUUGCGGUAUAGCGUGGCGUUUAGGGUCUGCCAUUUGGAGAAUGGGCCACGUCAUUAAUGGGAAAUUGAAAAGCUGCUGUCACUUCAAGCUCGUCAAAUGUACUGGGAGUACGGCCUUUGCUCAAAUAGGAUAUAGACAUGUGUAUUUUUCGAAUUGAACUUUGGCCGAAGAAUGAAUCGAG
Westerdykella ornata is the source of this 2724-nucleotide messenger RNA. RefSeq names its product DNA repair helicase rad25. NCBI's taxonomy places the organism in Eukaryota, Fungi, Ascomycota, Dothideomycetes, Pleosporales, Sporormiaceae. Gene Ontology annotation, cellular component: transcription factor TFIIH holo complex; nucleotide-excision repair factor 3 complex; transcription preinitiation complex. The transcript has a single exon. Gene Ontology annotation, molecular function: ATP binding; 3'-5' DNA helicase activity; hydrolase activity. Bases 56 to 2494 code for a protein of 812 amino acids. The record is from RefSeq and is a predicted model, not a curated record. Gene Ontology annotation, biological process: nucleotide-excision repair; transcription initiation at RNA polymerase II promoter.